Molecule: messenger RNA, 6306 nt
Organism: Triplophysa dalaica
Lineage: Eukaryota; Metazoa; Chordata; Actinopteri; Cypriniformes; Nemacheilidae
Gene: ppm1e
Product: protein phosphatase, Mg2+/Mn2+ dependent, 1E
Exons: 7
Coding region: 533-2392 (619 amino acids)
Biological process (GO): protein dephosphorylation; negative regulation of protein kinase activity
Molecular function (GO): cation binding; protein serine/threonine phosphatase activity
Source: RefSeq, a predicted model, not a curated record
UUUUACACCACAGUGGAACUUCGUUUUUGUUGCCUUCUUUACUUUCCUGCAUUCUUUCACUAUAAUAAUAUUAAAUACAUAGAAAGAUGUGCAAAGGAAAUAGAUUUAUUAAAACACGUAACAGACGUUUAGGAUCUGUGCGGUGACGGCCGCUAGGGGUCGUGGCAUUUAUCUUGGUAGCAUGUCUGGAUUCAGAUCGAGCCGUACCGGUGUAAUAAAAUAGCAAAUAUUCAAUGCCUUUGACAUUUUAACUUCAUUUUAAUGUAGUCGAUUGCAAGUGUACUAAAUGUUUUACUCUAAUCAUAAUUUCAUCAUCUGAUAAAAAGGACUUCGCAUCAACCCCUUCAGUUAUCCUUCCUAUCCCGCCCCUUACUGACGUCACGCCUGGCUGUUUUGCGAGUGCGUCUCCGUUCACGCGCGCACGCCCUCCCCAACUCGCGCGACCGGAGAGUCGCUCUAGCUCAUGCUUCAAAGUAGUGUAGACUUCUUGCCAGGCUCCAGCUGUCUCCGGUCUCUCCAGGAAUGAGAAGCGAUGGCCGGCUCUGCCAACGAGGACAAAACCUUCAAGAGGUUCCUGGAGCUCUUCCUGCGGGAGAUGAGGCCACCUCUCCAGGAGGACGUACCUGUACCUAUGCGCCCCUUGACGGACCUCAUCUCGGAAGACGAGGUGGAAGGGGAAUGCCUCGACCUGUGUCUCCAGCACCUGUGUAAAUAUAAUUGCCCCUUCUCCUUGGCUGCAGCCCUGGCCCGUGGUACAGCCGAUAGUAUCCUUCAAAGCGAUCUUUCCAUGUACCAUCUCAACAAGAGCGUGGAUGACGAAACGCAAACGUUGCCACAGAUUGAUUCGGUGAAGCUUGCGCGGUUGGUCUUUAAUAAGCUGUGCGAGACGUGCUGUCACUGGCUUAAGGAGUUCCCAUAUCGCCGCCGACAUUUGCCGUACUACGAGACCUCCAUCCAUGCCAUCAAAAACAUGCGCCGCAAGAUGGAGGACAAGCAUGUGGUCAUUCCGGAUUUCAACACGCUCUUCAAUUUACAGGACCAGGAGGAGCAGGCGUUUUUUGCCGUGUUUGAUGGUCACGGCGGGUUGGAUGCUGCCAUCUAUGCCGCCAACCACCUGCACGUGAACCUGGUCAGACAGGAAAUGUUCAAUCAGGACCCGAUUGAAGCCCUGUGCCACGCCUUCAAAGUGACAGAUGAGAGAUUUGUACAGAAGGCAUCACGUGAGAAGCUGCGUUGUGGUACCACCGGUGUUGUGACCUUUCUGAGGGGACACACGCUGUAUGUUGCCUGGCUUGGAGAUUCACAGGUCAUGAUGGUGAGGAGAGGUCAACCAGUAGAGCUGAUGAAACCACACAAACCAGAUAGAGAGGAUGAGAAGAAGCGUAUCGAGGCUCUGGGUGGCUGUGUGAUCUGGUUUGGCACGUGGAGAGUCAAUGGAAGCCUGUCAGUGUCGAGAGCUAUCGGUGACAACGAACACAAGCCCUAUAUCUGUGGUGAUGCAGACUACACCACCUUAAACCUGGACGGGAGCGAAGACUACUUGAUCCUGGCCUGCGACGGCUUCUAUGACACCAUGAAUCCGGAUGAAGCCGUGCGGGUGGUCAGCGACCACCUGCAGGAGAACAACGGAGACACCGCUAUGGUGGCUCACAAGCUAGUGGCCUCGGCCCGAGACGCGGGUUCCAGCGACAACAUCACUGUAAUCGUGGUGUUCCUCAGGGAUCCCCGUCUACCCCCACCCUCAGAAGAACCUGAGGAGGAACCGGAAGAGGAACCUGUAGAAGAUACAGGUGAGGAGGAGGAGGGGGUGGAGGCCUUGCAGAGCGAGUUGGUGUGUCAAGAUGGAGGAACGGAGAACGGAGGAAAGAAUCGGAGCGGCUGGCCACUCCAGCAAUGUUCCGCCCCAGCCGACCUGGCUUACGAAGACCGCAUGGAUUCAUUUACGGACAGGACGAGUCUUAGUAUGGGGCCGGAUAUGCAGGUAGAAACUGGAUGCUUCAGGUUCCCCUCAAGUCUACCCCCAACGAGAACCAUGACGGUGGAUGUCAUACCCCCUUACGCCGGGGCUGGUGCGGCCUGGCGCCCCUACCAAGAGGAUGGCCUCUCUGGGUACAGGCAAAAGCCCCAGCCUAAACCGAGAGUCCCCUCCUACUCGCAGCCCCCCUCCGAUGGACAAUUGCUGGAGGUUGCAGCGCUCUUCCCCCAUGAGGGACGGAGGAAGAGGCGGCUGGAGGUGAUGCCGCUAAGGAGGGAAUCGCCACGCCUGAGCCGGAGGGCCAGGGAAAGCCACGGCCCUAUGAGCUGCUUCCCUAGCGUGCCCUAUCCUCUUCGCUCUCCAGAGAGGAAGCCCGGGAUAGCCUUUCCUCAUGUAACCCACAGCGAAAGGGUCUAAUCGAUAACUUCCUUGCCCCGUCAUACUACCCUUCAUAACUAAAACACACUCUUAUCACACAACACAGACUGAGGAGUUAACACACACGUUUGGUUUCAAAACCUAGUGAGCUGCCUUUGUAGGCAGCAUUUAAUACAGGUGGCAUAGUUAUAAAUAUGUAGCCAGCAGGGAGCUCACUAGGUUUUGGGACGGAGCCAUAUACACAAACUGAUCAUACAUUGAUGUAAUUAAGCCAGCCUAUCAGAAUCCUUCAUCACGCUCAGCCAGCUUCAUCCUCAUCCACACUUCCUGCUCUUUUUGUGUGUGUAUGAAUGUGUGCGGAAGAUACAAAAGAGUGUUAACGUUAUUCUCAAACUGCCUUCACGAUGUAGUAACUUCGAAUUACUGAAUGGCAGAGCUCAUAAAUUAAUAAUAAUAUGUGAGACAUGAGGCAGUUCUUGGUUACUGAAGCCAUUUGAAAUGAUUGGAUGAUGUGAAUUCACUAAACGGUUUGUGCCGCAAUCUUGUUUAAACCGGCGUUAAAUGCAGCGGUGACACAAAUAGUGUAGAUCAUAAGUUAGGCUUAUUAUAGAUUCAACUGUAAGUGAGGCUUAUUUUGUAUUUGCUUGGGACCGUCAAUGUUGAGGUUUUAUCGUCCACAAAAAGCUAUAAAUGGAAUUUUGUGUAAAUGAGAGGUUUGGGUACACUUUCUAUUAAUCAUGGCAAGAGUUAUUCGUCAAAUGAUAGGGGAGGAUGUUUUAAAUAGGAUAUAUAUUUAGAUGUGCAUUGUUAAAUAAGGCUGCACAUUUCUUGCAAAUGAUGCUAAAUAUUAAUAUUAAUGCAAUUAUCCUUGAUAUACACAGAACAUACUUUUUUAGAGCAAACAACUGCUCAAUUCUGUUGAGCUCGAUUCCAUACAGUAACUGCUUGAAUCGGGCGCUAUAACAACGCUUAUGAACCAGGCACAUAAAAGGUACUGCGGUUUAGUGAAUUCACCCUUUAUAUUUAUCUGUUAUUGAACCAUUGGAUAAAAAUAGUUCCGAUUGAGUUAUUUAUUUCUCAGUUUUUGCUUUUCCAAAGAUACAAAUGCGGAAUUGCAAAAAUUGUCUAUUUUGCAUUUUGGGCAGGCAUGAUUAUGACCUAACUGACAGGGUGAGUUAAAUAAUGAUUAUGUCAUAUUAUUCAUCCUGAUGUCGUUCAAAACAUUCAUAUGAAUCUGUUGUGUGGAACACAAAAUAUUUUUUGAGAAAUGUCUGUUUUUGUGUCCAUACAAUGGUAGUCAAUGGGGGCCAAUGGGGUUUUCGGUUACCAACGUUCUUCAAAAUAUAUUCAAAAUAAUAAAUAUAUUCUAAAUAAUCUUCAUUGUGUCCUGCAAAAGAAAUGCAUACAGGUUUGGAAUGAAGUGCAAAAUAUAAAUGGUAAAAUACUUUUAUUUUUAGGUGAACUAUUCAUUUUAGUGAGUGGCAACCAUCAUAUUUGUUUGUGUUUAGAUCACAUGUACUGUAUGUGCUUAAAAUAUUUUUUUAUUCAUCCCUAUUGUUUUAACAUGUAUGACUGGAUUAAGUGGCUGCCACAUCAAAAGCAUUCAAACGUUCAAAAUAUUUCCGACCACACUUUAUUAUCCAGAAAUAAUAUACACCAUCACAGUUUCUGCCUCCAAAGUCAGAAACUCAGGGGAAGAACCGUUUUAAAGAAAUGAUUUAGGUUUGUAGAUGAACUUCCAGACAUAUCAGAUCAAAUUUGCUGUACAUACACAGAUGCAGUACAUAUUCUGUAUAUUUUCCAAAUUCAGAACCAAAGAUUUAAGUAUUUAUACGACACUAUAGAAAAGUACCAAGUAGUGCAAACACAGCCAUCUACAAAGAUGUGCUAUUGAAACCCAUUCUGUCAUAUUCACAACAAAGAUCUUGAUAAUGAUUAUUGUUGAACUCCGCUUCAUGUUGAAUGUUCAGGAUCUGCUUGAACAGGAAGUGAAAAUGUAGCCCUAAAACGUUGCCUGACGUUGAAUAAAGCAGACUGAAGAUCUUUAUAGUUGUGUUGGAACAGAAUAGAGGACAUGAAUAGGUUAGUUUAUGCAUUAAAACGUUUGCCUUUAUCACAUGCCUGUUUUUAAAAGGCCAAAAAGUGGAUACAUCUGAUCUUUACUUGGAUCUAGAGAUUUUGGAACCAUGUUUUUUUUUUUUUGCAGAAAUUAGGCACAAACCACUCUUUUUUUUUAUGUCAAAAAAUAUUAUCAGAGGAUUGACAUGUGCCAUCAAUGCAUGCCAUUGCAUCGCAUAAACAGUUUCCUUCACAUUUAUUUGAGUAGAGGGAUGCAUAAGGGGUGGGCGGGGCAUAAGUGUCACUAGUUUAUUGUCAUUCACGCGCGUCUCAUUUGCUCUCCUGCCAAGUAUCUCACUGACACCAGAGUUCAGCUUCACAUUAUUAAGUUCACCCAAAUAUUGUGGAAGUAUCGGACAGCUGCCCUCAACAGUCCCCUCAGAAAAGGAUCUCGAAUGUUCUCCUGUUCAGAAUGUACAUUCAGUUGUUGAAUGUAAGCGGAUUCAUACGAACUUGGACGAUCAACGCCCGGUUGCCCGAAUGCACGUGCGCAGACUCGCAAUCUUCCGUGUGUUAUGAUAUUCUCGGCUCGGUUUGUGUGUGAAGGAAUCCGAGCAUGUUGAAAAUCUAUCUUGAAUCCAAGAUCUGCACGAGGAUGACGACAAGAUGAAACGGACGAUUAGAGAUUAAUGACUGAGUGCAGCUUUCAGGACACGGACCUUAUAAAUAAAAGCUGUGCUCUGUGACGUGUGCGCGUAGAUUCUGUCACGCCCCCAUUCACCUUUACUUUCUUUCACGAGCGUUUACUCCCCACACCCCCUCCACCUCGUACGGGGCACAAAUUAUAUAUCGGAAGUGUAGUAAGUGACAUAUUAUAUUGUAUACAUGUGCGUUGAGUGCGUGUAACAUUUGGGACGUGUAUGUGACGUCUGUCUUAUAAAUGUGCUAUUUUACUCACCACUGAUUGCUCAGAUGGAUACAGAAGCCUGUUACGCUUUUCGAAAACCCCGCCCCUUUUCUCGCCACGCUGAAGGACGUAAAGUAAACUUGAGGGUCCGUCACGUGCGCGCGCUUAUUCUCAACGUACAACGUUGCACGGUGAAGAGUGAAGUGCCAACGUCACGGAUUGUUUAUUUCAAAGGCCGAACUGAGAACAACAUUUCUCUGUCUUCGCAUAUUUUUGAGGCUCGGCCCGCGGUGGACUGACUGUUAGACGGCAGCGUUUUACCAACGUUUUAGCGAUAGUCGUAGAUCUCGCGUCAAGGGUUCGGUUGACCACGUGACGGUUAAGGCCCUUCUCAUUUGCUGUCACUGCUUUUUGUCCACGUACAGUACCGCUCGUUUUCUGCUAGCAAUAAUAAACUUACGCAAGCCAUGUGUGAAGAGAGAUCCUACAGGGGGCUCGUCUUCUCUAAAGCAAAGCUGAGUGAGGGUUUAAAGAAACUAGGGGGAGAGUAACUUAUCUUAAAAAAGAAACUUAUGUUACUGAUGAACAUCACUGUAUUCUAUUAAACCUGUGUUGAUGAGAAGCGACUGCUGUAUUCUUUUCUCUGGUCACUGAUACAGCUGUCAGUCAAAUGCACGUUAUAUUUGCCUACAAUGUGUCGAUAUGUCGCCUUAGGGAUGUGUAUAUGGUGAUCCUGUCUGUAUAAACCUAGCUAAAGUGUUUUUUCUUUAUAUUUUAAUUCAAUAUAUAUGAUGCUGAGAACAUUGUGUGAAAAUAAAACAUCGACUUAUUCAAUAUUGCCUGAGUAUGUCAAAGAUUGGAAUUAAUGUGCCAACUUUCAGUUUUUGUUUCAGACAAAUUGUGUCGAUAAAAUCAUCAAUUUCAGUAUUUGGCUUUCCUGUAGCUCAGUGGUAAGAGCAAGGUUGUGGGUUCCAUCCCAGCAGAUUAC